UAAUACAUUUUACAACGCCGUUUGUCAUACGAGAAAGAAAGACAGAGACAUAUCUAAAGCAGCAGCUGUAUGUAUAAUUAAAGUCCUGGCAUUAAGGUCUCAAUUUGUUAUCCAAAACCCAGUUUAUGCUGUGAUUCUUUCUCGUUUCUCCCACCCAUAUCACCAAGAUGAAUAGGGAAAAGCUAAUGAAAAUGGCCGGUGCAGUACGCACUGGUGGCAAAGGCAGCGUUAGAAGAAAGAAGAAGGCAGUCCACAAAACCACCACCACAGACGAUAAAAGACUCCAAAGCACCCUUAAGAGAAUUGGGGUUAAUGCUAUUCCUGCUAUUGAGGAAGUCAAUAUCUUCAAGGACGAUGUAGUUAUCCAGUUUGUUAGUCCUAAAGUUCAAGCCUCUAUUGCUGCCAACACUUGGGUUGUUAGUGGUUCUCCACAAACGAAGAAAUUGCAAGACAUUCUUCCAGGAAUUAUAAAUCAGUUGGGGCCAGAUAACUUGGAUAACUUGAGGAAGCUGGCUGAACAGUUUCAGAGGCAAUCACCUGGAGCAGGUACUGAUGCUGGUGCAGCUGCAACACAAGAUGAUGAUGAUGAAGUCCCUGAACUUGUUCCUGGUGAGACGUUUGAAGCUGCUGCAGAGGAGACCCCUGUACAGGCUUCAUAGAGUUUGAAUGGGCGUUUCAUUCCUAAUAUUUCUCUAUGUUUUGGGUUGUAUCUAUAAUCAUCUCAUAGCUGCUGCUUUAUUUGGUCUGACAUACUAGAAAGUUGACACUUGCUAUGUUUUGAUUAAUGAAAAUUUUGCACAACAUUGACCCAGCCACUUUCUUGGCAUGAAUGAUUGAUUAAGUUAUUUACUGAA
Molecule: messenger RNA, 854 nt
Organism: Daucus carota subsp. sativus
Lineage: Eukaryota; Viridiplantae; Streptophyta; Magnoliopsida; Apiales; Apiaceae
Product: nascent polypeptide-associated complex subunit beta
Exons: 6
Coding region: 168-659 (163 amino acids)
Cellular component (GO): nascent polypeptide-associated complex; cytosol
Source: RefSeq, a predicted model, not a curated record